This is a messenger RNA of Aspergillus pseudonomiae, 2930 nucleotides long. RefSeq names its product putative gelsolin repeat protein. The coding region runs from base 230 to 2899 and encodes 889 amino acids. The transcript is spliced from 3 exons. Gene Ontology annotation, biological process: barbed-end actin filament capping; actin filament severing. NCBI's taxonomy places the organism in Eukaryota, Fungi, Ascomycota, Eurotiomycetes, Eurotiales, Aspergillaceae. The record is from RefSeq and is a predicted model, not a curated record. Gene Ontology annotation, molecular function: actin filament binding; phosphatidylinositol-4,5-bisphosphate binding.
AACAAAAUAGUAAAAUUGAGUCGAGUAAAUCGAAGGAUCAGUUGGAGAAUGCGGUAAUUGAAGAGCAGAAGAAAUCAAGUGAAGAGGCCAUCCAACCGGCCGAAUAAACCCUGCCUUGGCAGGCCUUUUGUCGCGCGGUCCUCCCGCGGCACUGAAUGGGUCGAACAACGCGUUGCCCGUGAAUGACAAUGUGCCGUCGGCCCCGAGUCCUGCUGCUUCGCUUACGCAUAUGACGAAAAACCGCGCCAAGGGCCCAAAAAGACGUCUUCCCAAAUCCGUGGCUCCAGAAUUCGUGGAUUACCCAUCGAAGGAAGCGACAGAAUCUUAUGAAGUCCGUGACUUUCCUGAUCUGAGCGAUCCUGACCCUUUAGAUUUCACAUCAGAGGAGUCAACGCCUCGAGAGAACUUAGCGUAUUCUGAGAGAGAAGAGAAGAAUGUCUCCGUAAAGGAAAUUAGACCAAGGGAAGAACCUGCUACCCUGGACGUUUCUCCCCCUUCAAACGAGGAAACAGGAGCCGACAUAAAAUAUUCUGUGCCCGAAACAGAAACUGUUAGCCAGGGAGUCUCACCAUCUCUUAGUGUUGAGGUAGACGUCUCCAAUGACCCCGCACGGAAGGAAGAGCCUAGCCUUGAAGAGACUCUACAAUUCUCCGAUGCCAUGGAAGACCAACUUCCUACAGUGGACUCUGCACCGAAGGAAAAGCCUGCUUUCCAAGAGACUUCACAGUUCUCCGCUAGCAUAAAAAAAGAGCUACCUACCGUGGACUCCGCACCAAAAGAAGAAGAGAUCAUAUCUCUAGAACCUGCACUACCCCUAAAUAAUGAGGAAACAAUUUCUAAGAAUUGUACAUCGAAACGAGAUACUAUCUCCAGGCUAACAAUGUCCUCUGACACCGAGGAGUCCGAGACUAUGAAUCCUGCUUCCAAGGAAUAUACCGGUGGCCAGCAGAUCCCAUCAUCCUCAGAGAUUGUGGGGCCUGAACCCAUUGGGUCGUUGGAAAGUGAGAAUACUGGCUCCCUGAAGAGUCUACCGCCUUCAACUAUCGUGCUCGAAGAAGGGACUGAAUCACGGGGAAACACAGCUUCACCUGAUAUUAAGGAACCUAAGGCAAGCCCAUUAUCUACUCGAAGCUGCGCAGGCAAUUCUAGCGGCUGGCCGCUCCCUGAUGGUGAUAUUCCCGCGCCUGCCGCUUUGGAGACAGGUUUGACUCAGCCUUCACCAACUACGGGCAAGCCAACCGAGUUCAAGAGGAGUAUUCAUCACAUGGCCGAGAGAGACUCGCAACAGAAUUUUGGUGCACUCCAGCCAAAGUCAGCUACAGAAUUCGAGAAACUCACGCAGAAAUUCGAGAAAGCUCAUGAGGAUGUGGAAAACCGGCGCGAUUCAUUUAAACCGGUUCCUCCGCCGAAAGCAGCCCCAUCCACCCCUACCCCCGAGUUUAGGCAAUCCAGAAGCUCACCAAUACAUUUUUCGUCCCCGUCUCCGUCUCCUCUCAGGUCCAGCUUCAGACAAAACCAAAUAUAUCCUUCUCCGACUGCUUAUCGAAGGACAGCCCCGGGUAUGUCACCAUCUUCACCCAGGGACAAGUCUUUACCAUCCCCUCCCGUUCCUCCUAAGUCCAGCCCCUCUGUGGACCAAGUUUCUUCACGAAGAUCUUCAGCAUCGUUGGUGCCCCAAGCCGACGAGUCUCUUGAAGCCAUUUCUGGCUUCUUCAAGACAUUCCCCAAUUCAAGGGAUUCCAUGAAUAUUGAUGCUCAGUUAAUGCUGACGAGCAAGAAUGAGAACCAGAAAAUCAGGACCCUGAGGAUGCAGAUGUGGGAGAUAACAGGUGAUGGCAAGAAACAAGAUCUCCCUGUCAAUCAGGAAUACAUCCUCUACGAAGGCAGCAUGUAUCUCUGCGUGCAUCUGUUCGAAGCUGACGCUGGUGCACGGUCAGAGGCUCAUCUUUGGUGUGGUGAUGAUGUUCCCGACGCAGCAAUAGACGACGCGCAGUCUUUUUCGAAGAAGGUGGCCAAGGAGAAUGGUUGCAAAUUGGAAGUCAUUAAGCAGGGAAAAGAGACCGCGCGUUUUAUCCAAGCCCUCGGUGGAAUUCUCAUAACUCGUAGAGGUCUCAGUUCUCGUUCUAGUUCCUCUGCUUUUUUCAUGCUUUGCGGCAGAAAGCAUCUAGGCCAAAUGGUCUUUGACGAAGUGAACUUCUCCCGCCAGAGUCUGUGCCCCGGCUAUCCGUUCGUAAUUUCUGCCAUGUUUGGCAAGGUAUAUUUGUGGAAGGGCAAAGGCAGUGCAGCUGAAGAGGUCGGAGCCGCUCGGUUGAUUGGCAUGGACCUUGGCUUAACCGGCGAGUUCGAAGAGGUUGCUGAAGGAGAAGAGCCAGAGAGCUUUUUUGAAUGUUUCCCACAGUAUGGGGAAUCUGGAGAUUACAUGCGCCCAGAUUAUUGGCGGUUAAAGCCUAACCAUGCAUGUUAUCGCCCGAGACUACUUCGUAUUGACCAUGAGCUCGGUCAGCAACGGCCAGCAGGGUUCUGGCUGCGUCGGCCAGGUUCCGCGUCUCCGGUGAUUCGACCGAACGACACUGUUCAAGAGAUCGAGCCUUUCUACCAGAAGGACAUCAAGGCCAAUGGUAUUUAUGUCUUAGAUACCUUCUUCGAGAUCUAUGUGAUUGUCGGCGAACAUGCGUCCAACCGACCGGCAGAAUUCGUCUCGGCCGUGGUAUUCGCACACGAAUAUGGCAUUCUAGCUGCUUCGCUCCAAGACCGGCCAUUCAUUCCUAAGAGUUUUGUGUCCCUUGGCGGCGUUCCGGGUAGCUGCUGUACAGCAUUCCGCAAGUGGGAGCAGCCUACCUUGCGGAUGCCCCCACAGGUCUUUCCUUUGAACGCCGCCAUUGAGGCUAUUCGCUCCUAAAUAAUCUUUGUUUUAUUCUCGGUUUAUUUCU